GACGAAUCCGGCCCGCCACCAGAGCCAAGCCCGGACCAGAUUUCCGAUCUGCCAAUAUCGCAGGUCACUAUGAUGCUUAAGGUAUCUAGCAUCUGAAAACGCCUUCUCGAAAUAAGGUUAUAUGUCUGAAAUAGCUAAGACCGACGUGAUAUGCCUUGGCAGAUAUUGUGGGUUAUAUGAAUAGGUUAGCACGGCUUGCGUCGCGAGCUGCAACUCAUUGAUAAGAUGAUAAAAGCAACGAACCUGCAAUUUUGCCAAGACGCGGCUCGUAGUAUCAAGUAGUCCAUCCAUUCAUUCAGCUGUGCGAUGCGUGCUUUGGCUAUUCUAGCCACCCUUCUGGGCCAUGAAUCUCUGGUCCACGCACAGUUCAUGACGAAGCCAGGGAGAAGACCAGAUGCGAGCUCUAUACAGGAGUCACCAUCAGCACCAGAUGCAAUUCCAACGUCGAAGACGCCGAAGACGCCGAAAUUAGACGCAAGUUAUUGCGUGAACACAGCAACAUCACGGAGUUGUUGGGGAAAUUACAGUAUUGACACUGAUUACUAUGUGACGACACCCUAUACAGGCGUGACGAGAGAGUAUUGGUUAACUGCGGAAUCCACCACACUUGCACCAGAUGGAUAUGAGCGCGAAGUAUUGGUCUUCAAUGGUUCGUUGCCGGGUCCGACAAUUGAAGCAGACUGGGGAGACGAGGUCGUUAUUCAUAUUACAAAUAACAUACCUGAUAAUGGCACUUCAGUGCACUGGCAUGGUGUUCGGCAGCUCAACAGUAUUUUCAGCGACGGCGUACCAGGAGUGACCCAGUGCCCGUUAGCGCAUGGCCAGACGAAGACCUAUAGAUGGCGUGCGACGCAGUACGGAACCUCGUGGUACCAUUCGCACUUCAGCUUACAACUCGGUGAAGGUCUCCAUGGUCCGAUCGUCAUUCACGGACCAGCAACUGCAAACUAUGAUAUUGACAUCGGUCCGGUCGUGUUACAAGACUGGACCCACACCAGCGUCUUCACCAUAUGGGAACUUCUGCAGAGAAAAACGGCUGACGUCCAACCAGUUGGUGAAAACGGUCUCAUCAACGGGUUAAAUCCCUAUGAUUGCAGCCAAUCCAGUGACCCGGCCUGCAUCGGCACCACCGAGCGUUUCGAGCUCACCUUCCAGAAGGGAAAGAAGUACCGACUUCGUAUCAUCGGUACUCAGAUCGAUGGCUGGUUUAAGUUCACUAUUGACGGCCACAAGCUCACCGUGAUCGCAAAUGAUUUUGUACCAAUCGAGCCGUAUGAGACAGAUAAUAUCGUCUUGUCUGGUGGGGAGCGGUAUGACAUAAUCGUCGAGGCCGAUCAGCCAGUGGGAAAUUACUGGCUUCGUUCAAUCUACCAGACUGCCUGCAAUAGGAACGAUAAUCUCAACAAGAACAACAUCCGAGGCAUUGUGCGAUACGUCGGUGCGGAUACCUCUGAAACUCCCACCACAAGCGUCAGCAAAACCAUUACAAAUUCGUGUGGGGACGAGCCUUACGAGAGCCUAGUUCCCUGGGUAUCUCACGAUGUAGGCAGCAGUGACUUUGAGGAUUCAUUAGGCAUGACCGUUUAUAUGGAGCCGGACCUUACCUUCAAGUGGACUCUCCGCACCAAGACGCUGAUGGUCGAUUGGCAGAAUCCGACGCUAUUGGAUAUUUACAGAGGCGAUGAAAAGUUCCCUCCUGAGAGUAAUGUAGUGACAGUACAGGCUACCAACGAAUGGGUGUACUGGAUACUUGAGGACCAAACCGGAAGAGAUAUUUGGCAUCCUAUGCAUCUUCACGGUCAUGACUUUUAUAUUCUGGCCCAAGGCUCAACACAAUACGACUCUAGCGUGAAGCUCAACACCAAGAACCCGCCGCGAAGAGAUACAGCAACAUUAUAUGGUAAUGGAUACCUCGUGAUAGCCUUCAAGACAGACAACCCUGGCUCUUGGCUCAUUCAUUGUCACAUUGCAUUUCACGCAAGCCAAGGCCUCGCUUUGCAGCUAGUCGAGAGACCUGCAGAGAUACCCGACCUGAUUGCCGCAGAUGUCGACCAACUCAACGAAACGUGCAGAACCUGGGUCCCGUUCUACAAUUCGGCAUCUCAGGCACAUUACAAACAGGAUGACUCGGGCAUCUAAUUGUCCUCUAGCGGUAGUGAAUUUUGUCCUGGUUUUGGUUUUGAGGCGGUGAUGCUACGGCUGUUUUGCUGUAUGAGGUGC
Messenger RNA from Truncatella angustata, 2220 nucleotides. RefSeq names its product Cupredoxin. The transcript is spliced from 5 exons. NCBI's taxonomy places the organism in Eukaryota, Fungi, Ascomycota, Sordariomycetes, Amphisphaeriales, Sporocadaceae. Gene Ontology annotation, molecular function: copper ion binding; oxidoreductase activity. The coding region runs from base 307 to 2139 and encodes 610 amino acids. The record is from RefSeq and is a predicted model, not a curated record.